AUGUCGAACGAGAACGACAACGACACAGCAAACAGCACCCUCUACUUCGGCUACGGCUCCAACUUAUGGCAGCACCAGAUGCGGCAGCGCUGUCCGACGUCGAAGUAUCUGGGGAUUGCGAGGUUGGAGGGGUGGAGGUGGAUUAUCAACUCGAGGGGAUACGCCAACGUCGUCGAAAUCAACUCCACCAGCACCACCAUCCACGAAGGGGAAGGGCAGGAGAAGGAUACGAAAGAUUCGCCUAGCGGCGAGGUCUGGGGCCUCGUCUACACGCUGGAAACCGAGGACGAGCGGCGGUUGGAUGUUAAUGAAGGCGUCCCCAUCGCCUACACCAAAGAAACACACAACGCCACCUUAUGGCCCUCGCACCCCGGCGUCGGCGCUAACAUUACUGAGAAAGGAGAAGCUAAGGCAAUGCUCGUCUACGUUGACCGCAACAACACUACGCCGCAUAAGCCGAAGAAGGAGUAUGUUUAUCGGAUGAAUAUGGGGCUUAAAGAUGCGCUGAAGGAAGGUGUUCCCGAGAGUUAUGUGAGGGGGGUGGUGAGGAGGUUUAUUCCGGAGGAGGAUGGGGAUGUGGAGGGGGGCUAUGUGAUGUUUGAGGUGGGGCUGGAUUGGCUCGUCCUGAAGGUGAUGUAUCGGAUGUUCCAUCUUCCUAAGCGACGGAGUAGUUCUGAACGACUAUCAAGCAGCGAUCGAAAUCGCCCCAAAACGACGCGAAUUGUCACUAUUACCGGGGGCCACUGCCACGCUAUUGGGACAAAGAGCAGCUCUCACAAGCGACCCUUGUCGCAGAUGGCUAUUGUCCUCGACAGCAGGACUUGGUCGACAGAUCCGGCGAAUAUGGUUCCUUUGUUCUUCCAUCCAUAUUCUGCUUUGACCGAAGGAGAGGACGACUCAAGAUUUCCUGAUCAGAUAUCUACUCCACUUGGAUAUUCUUCCAGAAAGGCGGCUACGGCAACAAUGGCGGCACCAUGCGACACCAGAUCGAAGGUCACCUUCUACAUGACCCCAGACCCAGGCUACAAUCUCCCUCUCCCACCACCGGCUUAUGCCCCUGUCCGAGCGCCUGCACCUCUUCCCGCAUGCCAGAACCAUCGAGUAAAAUGUCCCUUCUACACCAACAAGAGUCGAUGCGAGAACCUCCCAGGCAGCAGACGUACACGUGCGCCCGCCGGAAGCAAGGCAGCGAGACCCAACGCCGCGUAUCGAUCCUGCUUCUCUUGCGCCGACCAAGCCGCGCAAAUGCUCUAUUACGACUCUAAUCUCCGAGCCCAAAGCCAAGGACGCGUGCUCCUCGGUAGCCCACAGGGAUGCUUCCACGGAGGAGCCCAUUACCUGGGCCUGCUGUGCCCUGACUGCAAAAACGCCGAGUUCCGCGCGUACCACCAACGACUGUGCGAGCAUAGUUGGUACGGCGGCACCACCAACGCGGAAGUCCUGGACUUCAUCAAAGAGACAGCCGCCAGCACCUGCAAAUGCGAGGCGAAGCUCAUCAAGUUCGCGUGCUACGGCCAUCGGAUGAAGAUCCUCGAUGAGAUGCAGACCCGCAGCCGCAGGAACGUCGCCUGGCUCGAACGUCUCUUCCUCGCCCCGACACCCACGGGCGGCUCUGAACCCGCUCUCGCUGUUCCUGGAGCGGAGCUUAACGCGAUCAGGGCAAAUCGAGCGGCACUCGGCAACUCGGCGACGCCUUGUCGAUGCGGCAGGGAGAUUCCCACGACGGGGUUUGCGCUUCGCGGUCCGGAUGGGUAUCCUACUCUCGCUGCGUACUGUACAGCUUGCGAUGGUGCGAUGGUGGAUUACGAGACCGUGCAUAGGAUGGGUCUGCUUGGGACUGGGCCGCCAGCGCAUCAUGCUCUGCGGAGGAGUAGUCGACUUGCUGGACAUGCUGUGUGGAAGAAGCGGAAUUUGAAGUUGGGGAGGAAGAUUUGA
Molecule: messenger RNA, 1935 nt
Organism: Saxophila tyrrhenica
Lineage: Eukaryota; Fungi; Ascomycota; Dothideomycetes; Mycosphaerellales; Extremaceae
Exons: 3
Coding region: 1-1935 (644 amino acids)
Molecular function (GO): gamma-glutamylcyclotransferase activity
Source: RefSeq, a predicted model, not a curated record